AUGCUGGAUGAAGAAGCAGCCCUGAAGAGGAAAUCAAUUAUCAGAGUCAAUAUCAGAUUUGAAGGAAUUGAAAUUCAACUUUAUAUGGAUUCUGUUCUAAAGAGAAGGGGGAGUUUUUCACCGACCAGUGUAAAGAAGCCCAAGUUGGAACGUAAGUUCUCGAGGAUAGCCGAUGGCUUUACCUCCUUACAGCAGGUAACAGAGGAGCUGACAAAAUCUGGGCUUGAAUCAUCAAAUCUCAUUGUAGGAAUUGACUUCACAAAAAGCAAUGAGUGGACAGGUAAGAACUCAUUCCAUGGCAGCAGCUUGCACCACGUUGGAACUACUAAAAAUCCUUAUGAACAAGCAAUUUCCAUUAUUGGACGAACCUUGUCAUCAUUUGACGAAGAUAACUUAAUCCCAUGCUUUGGUUUCGGAGAUGGUAAGCAUACAUGCAUCCUGCUCAAUCAAAACAAUAUAUUGACUUUCCUUGAUGAUAUAAUUCUGGGAGUGAAGUAG
Zingiber officinale is the source of this 498-nucleotide messenger RNA. Its product is annotated as E3 ubiquitin-protein ligase RGLG2-like. The transcript is spliced from 4 exons. The record is from RefSeq and is a predicted model, not a curated record. NCBI's taxonomy places the organism in Eukaryota, Viridiplantae, Streptophyta, Magnoliopsida, Zingiberales, Zingiberaceae. The coding region runs from base 1 to 498 and encodes 165 amino acids.